CGAACCCGCUCAAGCCUCCCCCAGCGCCAAAGAUUGCCCCCCCGUACCGACGCGGCGACCGCUCUGCCGCCCCCUCCUGCCAGCGCUCAACGAGAGCCUGGCUGGUCUGGAACCACCUGGCGAGACCCUGUUGAGCCAAUUGUUUGUUGAGUCGCAGAGUACGCAGCCAAAACAGCACCAAAUGCCAUGACUUGACACACGCUGGCCGUCUCAGCUCAGGCGCAUCACAUCGUGGCUCUGGUGAGUGGCACCGCCCAAGUGGAUCUCUAUCUGUCCAUACACAUGCACAUCAUUGUCAUUCACGGCGGCUCGACCCCUCAUUCCUCCCCCAGGAAGCCGCCGCUGAAGGAAAGCCGACGUUGAGCGGAUGUGUCUUGUCCUCGGCAACGGGCCAUCCAUCGUAUCUUUUGUCCCGACGACGGCUCUCGCACGUGUGACUCUGCCUCGACUCUACCUCUUGAGCUUUGGCCGCACGCGAAUUGGAACCCUGCCUUACGCACAAGUCGUCUGUUCGCAAAGCAAAGACGUCGGGACGAUGAGGGCUCGCACAGUCGCCGCCCUGGCGCCCCUCCGCGGUGCGGGACGUCGGUCAACAGCUUUGGUCCAGGCGCCCUGGACGACGACGACGACAUCCGCAAUCCAACUACUCCAAGCCCGCGGAGGCGCGACGCUCGUCGACACCCCGACCGCGGCACACGACCUCGCCGCGCCGCCCGAGGCCAUUGAGCCGUCACGGAAAGCAGAGGCCAGCAAGGUCUUCCGCGAUGCCGUCGCCGCCACGGCGCCGCGAAACACGUGGACGCGCCAGGAGAUUUCCGCCAUCUACUACCAGCCCCUCCUUGAGCUGGCGCAUCAAGCUAGUACCGUGCAUCGGCGGUUCCACAGCCCGGGUGAGGUGCAGCUGUGCACCCUCAUGAACAUCAAGACGGGUGGCUGCACCGAAGACUGCUCCUACUGCGCCCAGGCCACGCGCUACCAAAAGGGCACCGGCCUCGAGGCAAAGCGCGUCGAGAGCGUCGAGUCGGUCCUCGCCGCCGCGCGCCAGGCCCGUGAGAAUGGCAGCACCCGCUUCUGCAUGGGCGCCGCGUGGCGCGACAUGCGCGGCCGCAAGACGAGCCUCAAGAACAUCACCGAGAUGGUCAAGGGCGUGCGCGCCAUGGGCAUGGAGGUGUGCGUCACGCUCGGCAUGAUCGACGACAAGCAGGCCAAGGAGCUCAAGGAGGCCGGGCUGACGGCGUACAACCACAACGUCGACACGAGCCGCGAGUUCUACCCGUCCGUCAUCACCACGAGAACCUACGACGAGCGCCUGCAGACGCUGGGCCACGUGCGCGAUGCGGGCAUCAACGUCUGCUCGGGCGGCAUCCUCGGCCUCGGCGAGUCGUCGGAGGAUCGCGUCGGUCUGCUGCACACCGUGUCGACGCUGCCAUCGCACCCCGAGAGCUUCCCCGUCAACGCUCUCGUACCCAUCAAGGGUACGCCCCUGGGCGACACGACGCCCAUUGCGUUUACGAGCAUGCUACGCACCAUUGCCACCGCCCGCAUCCUCAUGCCCGCGACCAUCAUCCGCAUUGCCGCCGGUCGCAAGACCAUGUCCGAGGAAAAGCAGGCGCUGUGUUUCAUGGCCGGUGCCAACGCCAUCUUUACCGGUGAGAAGAUGCUGACGACGGACUGCAACGGAUGGGACGAGGACAGCGCCAUGUUUGGACGCUGGGGACUGUCACCCAUGAAGAGCUUCGACAAGACUCCCGCCCAGGCCGGUGACAUGGACGCACGGCAGUAAGAAGAGGCAAAACAAAAAGAAGUCGGAAAAGAGAACAAGAAGAAUACAGUUCGCUUGAAUUCAAUCACAGUUUACU
Purpureocillium takamizusanense is the source of this 1859-nucleotide messenger RNA. It is a transcript of the gene BIO2, whose product is annotated as Biotin synthase. Gene Ontology annotation, molecular function: biotin synthase activity; 2 iron, 2 sulfur cluster binding. The transcript is spliced from 2 exons. Lineage: Eukaryota; Fungi; Ascomycota; Sordariomycetes; Hypocreales; Ophiocordycipitaceae. Gene Ontology annotation, cellular component: mitochondrion. Gene Ontology annotation, biological process: biotin biosynthetic process. The record is from RefSeq and is a predicted model, not a curated record. The coding region runs from base 368 to 1783 and encodes 471 amino acids.